UUUUUGUGUUGUUUUGAACUUCUCUCUGUCAUUGGCAUCUGAUCUCGGCGUCCUUCGUGGCAACUGAUUCCCAGAUUAUUGAUAUUAUUGAUUGUUGGAUACAUCGAUUGAUCGUCUGCUGCUCCCAUCAUUCAGGUUUGACCCUUGUUAUCACACUGUGGUUUGUAUUCAGUAUGUCUUGUGUUCAUUACAGGUUUCAGAGUCGACUCACCUACGACUCGCUCCAGUUUGAGGGCCUCAACAUCACUGCGGGAGAGCUGAAGCGGCAGAUCAUGAGGCGCGAGAGGCUGAAGUUCUGCCAGCUGAAGAUCAGCAAAGCCCAAACUGAUGAAGAAUACACAGAUGAUGAUGCUCUCAUCCCUAAAAACACAUCGGUCAUCAUCAGACGGGUCCCUGCUGCUGGACUGAAGUCCUCCAACAGAAGAUUUGUUGGACAUCAAGCUGGAUUAUCAGCCAAAUCUUCUCAAACAGGUGAUUCUUCACUCCUCUCACUGGAGCAGCUGUUGAAGACUGAGAAUCUGGCUGAGGCAAAGGCAUCAGAGGAGGACAAGCUAAAAGCAGUGAUGUACCAGUCCAGUCUGUGCUACUACUCCAGCAGGGCAGCAGCUCUGCUCCGCAUAAGCGCAUCAGGAGGAGCACAGGGAUUCCCCGCAGCUUCCUGUUGGAGGUGGACGACCCAAACCGAAAGGGAGUCAUGAUGGACGGCAGCGGCAAAUACGUCAUUCCCAUCAUAGACGCUGAGGCCUAUGCUGCUGAGAAGAAAAAGAGGCCUUCCUUCUGCCAGACCAAGCCGCUGUCCUCCUCUUCCUCAGCUGGUGCAGCAUCUUCAGUCCAGGACGCCAGAGGGAAACGUUCCCG
Danio rerio (zebrafish) is the source of this 858-nucleotide messenger RNA. The record is from RefSeq and is a predicted model, not a curated record. NCBI's taxonomy places the organism in Eukaryota, Metazoa, Chordata, Actinopteri, Cypriniformes, Danionidae.